AGCUUCUCUAAUGCUCUCACCAAGAACAUAGUGGCCAUGCUGGUAUGGCUCGCCCUCAGUAUCAUUAACAGCACCAUGGUGCACACCUUCCUACGACACAGCCUCUUCUAUGAGAACCCCCGGUACAUCAUGUUCAUCAGUAUGGUGAUCAACGAUGCUCUGCAGCUAAGCCUUGUAACAGCUCUCUACGUGGUCAGCUACAUCUUCAGGAAGAUCCAUGCAUCUGUCUGCUGCCUUCUGAUCAUGACAGCAGUGCUCACCACCCGCUCCACCCCUCUCAUCCUGGCCGGGAUGGCUGUGGAGCGUUAUGUCUCCAUCUGCUUCCCCCUCCACUACAGCCAGAUGUGCACCGUCCCUCGCACUCUCCUCCUCAUCUACGUCAUCCUCCUCCUAACCGCCACCCCGCCCGUCACCGACCUCCUCAUCACCGUUGUCAAGGAGCCUCCAAGUUUCUUCCAAACCUCUAUUUUCUGUGACCACUCGCUCCUCUUUCAGGACCAGUCCAUCUACUACAAGAACUGUGUGUUUGACGGGGUGUAUCUCUCCUUCGUGGCUCUGACGCUGCUCUACACCUACUGCAAGAUCAUGCUGACUGCAAGAGCGGCCUCCAUGGGCCUGGCCUCAGUGAAGAGAGCGAGGAACACUGUGCUGCUUCAUGGAGUGCAGUUGCUGCUCUGCAUGCUUGCCUAUGUGGUUCCCUCCCUUCAGGCUGCUCUCAUCUCCCUUUUCCCCCGUCUCAGUCUGGAGAUUCGUUACAUCUUCUUCCUGGUCGUCUACAUCAUCCCCCGUUUCCUGAGCCCCGUGAUCUAUGGUUUUCGAGAUGAGCAGUUCAGGAAGUACUGGACGCGGUACCUGGCUUGUUGGAGCCACAGCAUCAUCAGGGUCAGGCCAGUGGUACUGAAAGCGAACCUGCAGGUGAAAUAAUAACAUCUGGAAACCACCAGAGAAGACCAACUGACUGUCAGUCUGCUGCUUGUGAGCUCCUGGUUCAGUUCAAAUCAAUGAAGGAUGAUGAAGGUUGCUCACAGUUUUUAUUGCUCUGUGGCAUUCAUUUGGUUUGAAUUCAUGGUCUCUUAUACAGCAAACAUGGUGAGGCAACAAGUGCUGGAAAUAUGAACACUUUUUCAGAAUCAAAUGUAUGUCACUGUGUACAGUAAGCCAGCUUUUAACAAAUGUUUCUGCUGAUAUAUA
Molecule: messenger RNA, 1191 nt
Organism: Thunnus maccoyii (southern bluefin tuna)
Lineage: Eukaryota; Metazoa; Chordata; Actinopteri; Scombriformes; Scombridae
Product: odorant receptor 131-2-like
Exons: 4
Coding region: 37-924 (295 amino acids)
Biological process (GO): G protein-coupled receptor signaling pathway
Cellular component (GO): membrane
Molecular function (GO): G protein-coupled receptor activity
Source: RefSeq, a predicted model, not a curated record